Molecule: messenger RNA, 786 nt
Organism: Penicillium verrucosum
Lineage: Eukaryota; Fungi; Ascomycota; Eurotiomycetes; Eurotiales; Aspergillaceae
Product: GIG1 family protein
Exons: 4
Coding region: 1-786 (261 amino acids)
Biological process (GO): N-acetylglucosamine metabolic process
Cellular component (GO): cytoplasm
Source: RefSeq, a predicted model, not a curated record
AUGCUUAACUUUAGGCGGCCAUCUAUGCCCCCAGUCAGCACACUCAACGAGAAAUCAACCAAUGCCGAUGCCGAUGCCGAUGCGGCGGCCCUGAACUUCCACGAUCACAGCAUACCCUCCGAACCCCUCCCAUAUUGGCUGGUCAAUUUACCUCGGUCGCAAUGGACGGCCGAAUGUCCUAGCUUUCUACGUGAUCAAUCUCCAAAAAAUAUCCAAUGUCUCUCGACCCCUGAUCACCUUUAUAUCCGACAGGAUUGGGAGCAAGUGAAGGAGAUCACCAGUACCAACCAGAUUGAUCGGUUCCAGCGCGUCCCAAGCGAGCUGCGCAAGUAUCUGGAAUACAUGGCGUACAUCAAAGCGGAGUAUAGAUCCGUCAUGAGGUUUGUGGUCAAGGAAAGACUGGGUUGGGGGGAUGGCAAUUGGGAGGAUGUCAAGCCAAGAGGUGGUCCUUUUGAAUACGAGGAGGACAUCCGAAUCAUAUACAACGACUGGCCAUACGGUGUGGACAAAGACAUCAUCCACCUGGUAGUGUGGACCAAGUUCGACCUGGAAGAUGAUCCAACCACAGAUGACCUAACGGCAAGUGCCCGGGCAGCCAUAGAGAGCUAUGUGCAAGACACAUUUUGUUCUCGGGUACCAGCCGAACAGGUGGUCUGGUUCAAGAACUGGAAGUCACUGAAGUCUGUCCCCGGGAUAGAACACUUCCACGUCAUGCUCCAUCGUCCCGAUAUGGCAUUUGUUAGGGAGAUCACCCGUGGAGAUGUACCGCUGAUCGAACGGCUAUGA